UUCGCGGCGGGGGUGUCUGCGAUAAAUGAAGGAAUAAAAUAGAUCACCAUCGACCAUUUUCUACACAAGCGGGGAAUACCCCGGGACUCUUUUUGACAAAGGUUACGAGAGAAUGGCGGCUAACAUGUACCGAGUGGGAGAUUAUGUGUACUUUGAGAACUCCUCAAGCAACCCUUACCUGAUCCGCAGAAUCGAAGAGCUCAACAAGACAGCCAAUGGAAAUGUGGAGGCAAAGGUGGUGUGUCUGUUCAGGAGGCGAGACAUCUCCGGCAACCUCAACACUCUGGCUGACAGCAAUGCACGAGAAUUUGAAGAGGAGUCGAAGCAACCAGUGCUGUCUGAACAACAGAAACACCAACUCAAGCACAGAGAGCUCUUCUUGUCUCGACAGUUUGAAUCUCUACCUGCUACCCACAUACGAGGGAAAUGUAAUGUCACCCUCCUCAAUGAAACAGAUGUUUUGGUUGGCUACCUGGAGAAGGAGGAUUGUUUCUUCUACUCGUUGGUGUUCGACCCUCUCCAGAAGACUCUGUUGGCAGAUCAGGGCGAGAUCCGUGUGGGCUCCAAGUACCAGGCAGAGAUCCCUGACAAGCUAGCUGAGGGUGAAUCCGAUAACCGGAUGCAGGAGAAGCUGGAGACCAAGGUGUGGGACCCCAACAACCAGCUCAAAGACCCCCAGAUCGACCAGUUUCUGGUGGUGGCAAGAGCUGUGGGGACGUUUGCUCGGGCCCUGGACUGCAGCAGCUCCAUCCGCCAGCCCAGCCUCCAUAUGAGUGCAGCAGCAGCCUCCAGAGACAUCACACUGUUCCAUGCAAUGGACACGCUGCAGAAGAACAGCUAUGACCUGGCCAAAGCCAUGUCCACCCUCGUCCCUCAGGGAGGUCCAGUGCUCUGCCGUGAUGAGAUGGAGGAAUGGAGCGCCUCAGAGGCCAUGUUGUUUGAGGAGGCUCUGGAGAAAUACGGGAAAGACUUCAACGACAUUCGUCAGGACUUUUUACCCUGGAAGUCUCUAGCCAGUGUGGUCCAGUUCUACUACAUGUGGAAGACUACGGACCGCUACAUCCAACAGAAACGACUAAAGGCAGCAGAGGCAGAUAGCAAGCUGAAGCAGGUGUACAUCCCCACCUACACCAAACCCAACCCCAAUCAGAUCAUGGCUCCUGGAAGCAAGCCUGGCAUGAACGGGGCCACUGCCUUUCAGAAAGGACUCAGCUGUGAGAGCUGCCACACGGCCCAGUCUGCUCAGUGGUAUGCUUGGGGGCCUCCCAACAUGCAGUGCAGACUAUGCGCCUCCUGCUGGAUCUACUGGAAGAAGUAUGGGGGCCUGAAGACCCCCACACAGCUAGAGGGCGCUGCCAGGGGUGGCUCUGAGUCAGGCCCCCGUGGUCACAUGACACGCCAGGAGGUCCAGGGCCUGUCACCGUUCACCCGCAAUGAGGGUCGAGCUAAGCUGCUGGCUAAAAACCGCCAGACGUUCAUCCUGCAGACCACCAAGCUGACCCGCAUCGCUCGGCGGGUGUGUGAGGACAUCCUGCAGCCUCGCCGCGCUGCACGGCGACCCUACGCCUCCAUCAACUCCAACGCGGUCAAGGCCGAGUGUAUGAUCAGGCUUCCCAAAGCCACAAAAACACCUCUAAAGACCAAGGUGGUGCCUCGACCGUCACUGGCCACUAUAGUGAAGGAUUUAGCCAUCUCGGCUCCUCUGAAACUGAAGGCAUCCAGAGGACCCCCGACACCCAUCAACAGGAACCAGGCCAGCCAGCCUAGAGUGGGCCAAAGCCUCCUGGGAAAGAGGGGCUUUGACAGCGCUACAGGAGUGCCCUACCCAGCCAAUGGGAGGCCGUAUACUUCAGGUAUGAGGACCACCUCCCAGUCGGUCAUCAAGCGGCAGAAGGUCAGCCAGGGCGAAGCUCCCAACCCUGUGGUGUUUGUGGCUACAAAGGACACUAGGGCUCUGAGGAAACAUCUGACCCAGUCAGAGAUGCGUCGGGCAGCGAGAAAACCUCAUCUGCUGGUCCGGAUCAAGCUGCCGCCACCCCCUCGUUCCCUGGCCAUGCCCCUGCUCCCCUCCAGCACCAGCGAACCCAUCGUCCUGGAGGACUGAAGGGGACGAUGGAAGGGGCGGGGGUCUUUUAACAGGACACGGGGGUCGGGAGGGAGGGAGUUGGGGAGGGUCUGUGCUCAGGCUGUCAAAUACAGGCAGCACAGGACGCCAUACCAGUAGUUUUUUAUUUUCCCUCUUUUCAGUGUCAUUUUUCUGUAGUCCUCUGUUACUUCCCAAAGUUGUUGUGACACGCAAACACACACAAACACACACACACACACACACACACACACACACACACACACACACACAAGCACUUACGUGACUGUACAUUUCCAUCAUAAUAAACAAAUAGACACACAUCACCUCACUGAAACUCACUCAAUACCUUGGGCUUUGUAGUAUUUUAUUCCAAAUCCUGAUGAAUUACUUUUCUCCGCUUUUAAAUGCCGCCUGUUUUUUUUUGGUUUUUUUUUUUUUAAUGUGUAAUUUAAAUCAUAUUUCUCAUCCUGAAACAAUGGUGAUGAAGCACACUGUUUUUCCUCCCAUGUCGCUAUCUUUGUGUAAAUAUAUGCAUCAUUGAAGGGGUGUGUGCCCACUGUAUGUGAGGAGAAUGUGUGGGAGGAUGGCAAUGGGAGACUCAGUGUGGGACAGCUGUAACAGGCAGGAGAUCGAAUCUGAUCUGAGUUGUAGAUUUCACUCGUAUGAACUGACAACUGCCAGUCGGAGGCUGUGCACCGGCUCUUUUGUCAGGCUGGCAGAGCAGACUCCAGUGUUCGAUCCAUCUGCCAACAUUUAAGUUUUUAAUGAGCCUGUAACUCAUCGGCUCUUCCCAUCAUGCGCCAGGAGCCUGUUGCUGGUGUUCAAGCGGCUCCGGCCUCGCCCCGCUGGCUCAUCCCACCUGCAUCCUCCAUCUUGUGCAAGUCCUUCAGUGUCAAAAAAUAUUGAGUGGGCACGAAAACAAGUUGAGAAGUGUGAAAGUCUAGGUUUGAGAGUUUGCAGUGGCACGUGCGAGUACAGAACACAGCUGUAGACAAAGUGAGGACAGAAUGUAGAGUCUAUUACAGGUUUUGAGUUGGCAGGAGAUAGUGACAGUAUUUUAACAGCAGGAGCUUCUUUGCUCACAGCUUGAAGCUCCACUCAGACAGUGUUGUGGAAGUAGUGCCAGUGUCAGGACUGCAACUCACCAUCAUUUUCAUUAUCGAUGAUUCUGCUAAUUGAUUUUUACUGCUGAUCAAGUUAUCGAUCAGGUUAUUUCAACAGAGGGUCCUAACAGCCACACUUCCUGUCAAUGUUCACCAUUGAUGACAUGAAGCAUCCAAACUGACAGGUGGAAAAUUAGAGCCAGUUGAAUGAGAAUGCACAAACUGUGGUGGUUGUUGUGAUUUAUUUUUUCUUUUACUGAGUCGUGAUUUUACCAAUGUGGUUUUUCUACUGUUCGUAGAGCCUGAUGUUAAUCCUGGCUCAAAUUUGUUUGGUGCUCACUUGAUAAGUUUUGUGGCUAAUAAUCUUCCAUACUUGUGUGAACCUUCACAAGGCAUCACAGUGGUCAUUUUUGAAAGAAAGUGAACAUCUCCUGUCACUCGAUUGCCAGGCCUUUGGAGCCACCUUUAGACCGUUUGAAGAGAGAAGUACCCGGACUCCUGUUCUCUUCGCCUCACCCCGAGGAGUCUGAGCAGCCAGUCUGGAAUCAUUGUCUGUAGGAGGGAAGCGUGGUGUGUUUAAUGACAUUCAGAUGAUUGUGGUUACCAUGAAUUUGCACGAGUUACUGUGUGACUUGCGAUGCUGAGAGAACACGUUUGGCUUUGAGGUACUAUGUUUGAGUCCAAAGUGAAGCCAUAAUGUUGGAAAAAGGUUGAUGUUCUCACCCUGAGCUAAUGUUGGACUUUAGCCACAGCAUUUCUGAAAAUGUAGUGUUUUAAUUGGUUUGAAUGAAACCGUCGCAGUUAUGUUACUGACCAGUUGAUGAAAGUCUGUUUAAUAAAGCGCAAUAUGUAAAUGUUUGGAAGACAAUUAGGGCCAAAAAUUUGUUCUUAAAAAAUAAUUUUUAAAAAAGCAAAGUGAGUGAGGUUGAAUGCGUACUUUUUCUCCAGAUAUUAAUUAAUUGAUUCAGAAUUUGUUUUCCCCCCAUGGCCUUAAUCUUCUGUAAAUGUUUGAUGAUGCGAAGCAGAAGUGAUGUUUCUGAUUGUGAUUGGGUAUGAUGAUGAAAGGAGCUGUGUCAACUUGUGCUUUAAUUUGCUUUGUUUGUUUUAGUUCCCCCUGUCUGUACCAUUAUGAAAGGGUAAAUACUAAAAGUAAGAUGUUAAUUGGAUAAUUAUAACUCCUUUGUGUUCCUUAGCCUCAAAACAGCGAGGGGCUACUCUGGUUUUAUAAGCAAGUCUGGUCCCAAUGUGGGCUUUGUAAUAUUUCUCCCCCCCAAAAAAAGAAGAACUGAAGUGUUGACUCUGUAGCAAAUACUAAUCAUUGUAAAGAAAAGUGGAAAACUGGCAUAUUGGAAACUUUUUUUUACAGCUAAAAUGUGUAUUUUCUCCAUUAUUGUGGAGAUGGCUCUAAUAGGCUACUGUACAUGUGAAACAUUGCUCUCCUUCAUUGGGUGGGGGUGGGGGUGGGGGCUGGUCAUUUGAACCUAGGGCAACAUUCAAAAGGGACAGGGUGUGGAUUUUUGUAUGGCGGAGAGACAAACAUGUUAAAAUUAAAAGUUUUUCUCAAGUGUUUUUUAUUCCAAUGUCUCUGUAUCCUUUAAUGUAUCUUGAUAAGAAAAGAAAUAAAGAUUUUUUUUUUCUUUGUGGUCA
Hippoglossus stenolepis (Pacific halibut) is the source of this 4836-nucleotide messenger RNA. It is a transcript of the gene mta2, whose product is annotated as metastasis associated 1 family, member 2. Bases 113 to 2104 code for a protein of 663 amino acids. The transcript is spliced from 18 exons. The record is from RefSeq and is a predicted model, not a curated record. Gene Ontology annotation, cellular component: NuRD complex; nucleoplasm. Gene Ontology annotation, biological process: negative regulation of transcription by RNA polymerase II. Lineage: Eukaryota; Metazoa; Chordata; Actinopteri; Pleuronectiformes; Pleuronectidae. Gene Ontology annotation, molecular function: transcription coactivator activity; sequence-specific DNA binding; chromatin binding.